AUGGUCCUGCAUCUACUAGCCGGCCUUCUCCUUCAAGUUGUCCAUCUAAUCGCGGCUGCCCCACUUCUCUUCCACGCGGCACCCAUCGCCCUCCUGCUGCUCGUCUGCACGAAAAAAAAAGUAGCCCCCGAGAUGCAGUCGCAGUCAAUGGAGGCCGUCUCGCCAGCGGGAAUGUUCGUGCCAAAAGCCCAAUCGAGAGCCUCGACCGACAACGACCCGUGCAACACGUACUUCGACGCGCCGGAAGACAGCUUCGGCAACUCGUGCAAGGUGACCGUCCCGUCGAAGGAGCCGAUUGAAGAAGAUGAACAAGAGGAGAUUGUGCACGCACGCGAUGACAAGGAUCUGCGAGAGAUUGAAGUGAAGUCGGCCUACAUGGGCGCAAUCUUCCCGGGCGGUGGUGGUGCCGUCGGACCGCCCCCAUCCGUCAUUGCCGGCCCGCUUCCGAACCGCUCGAAAAGCAUCAAAAAGCAGAAGAACCAAGGAGGUCCUGGGGCCAAAGGCAGCGGAUCGGCCGAGCAAAUCAAGUCCUCCUACAUCUUG
Messenger RNA from Mesorhabditis spiculigera, 543 nucleotides. The record is from the annotation of a GenBank genome assembly. NCBI's taxonomy places the organism in Eukaryota, Metazoa, Nematoda, Chromadorea, Rhabditida, Rhabditidae.